Heterobasidion irregulare TC 32-1 is the source of this 1032-nucleotide messenger RNA. RefSeq lists its product as uncharacterized. Lineage: Eukaryota; Fungi; Basidiomycota; Agaricomycetes; Russulales; Bondarzewiaceae. The transcript has 4 exons. Gene Ontology annotation, cellular component: mitochondrion. Bases 1 to 1032 code for a protein of 343 amino acids. The record is from RefSeq and is a predicted model, not a curated record. Gene Ontology annotation, molecular function: pseudouridine synthase activity; RNA binding. Gene Ontology annotation, biological process: mRNA pseudouridine synthesis; tRNA modification.
AUGCCAAAAUUUUCGCUUUCAUCAUUGCCCUUGUCUGGCCUAUUUGGCGUGAUCAAGCCUUCUGGCCCAACAUCAAUGCAUAUCAUCAAUGAAAUAAAACCGUUGAUCGCGGGCUCUCGCAUUUUCGUUGAUACUGCUACGCUGGAGAAGAAUAAGAAAAGUAAAGGGAAAGGUGCACGAGGCAGACGUGGAAAGGAUGGAAUUAAGAUUGGACAAGGAGGCACCUUGGAUCCCCUUGCAGAUGGUGUAUUGGUCAUAGGUGUAGGAAAGGGAACGAAAAAACUGAAUGAAUUUCUUGACUGCUCCAAGGAGUAUCGCACCACUUGUCUGCUAGGCUGCGAGACAGAUUCAUAUGAUAGUGAAGGUGCUCGCGUUCGAACUGCCCCAUGGCGUCAUGUCACGAAAGAGAAAGUUGAAAGCGCUUUGGAACAGUUCAGAGGCGAAAUUGAGCAAGCACCUCCGAUAUUCUCAGCGCUGAAAAUGGAUGGUAUGCCGCUCUAUGACUAUGCUCGGAAAGGAAUCCCCCUUCCCCGUCCCAUCGAGAAGCGGAAAGUUACCAUACAUUCCCUCGAGCUCGUCGAAUGGAAAGGCAGCGACCAUGCUUACCGAUGGCCAGAGAAGAAGCUUACCGAAGAGGAGAAGAAUGCACUAGCAAAGUCUCUCUCCGAAGUGGAUGAUAAUGCAGCUAUCGUCGACGAAGCCGAUCCUGACGGCGAGGCUGAUGGCAGCGUUGGGCCCUCUGCUUUUGUGCUAAAAAUGAAGGUCUCUGGCGGGACAUAUGUCCGGUCAAUCGUGCAUGACCUGAGUCAUGCUCUGGGCUCAGCUGGUCAUGUCGUUACGCUCACUCGCUCAAAGCAAAGGAACUACGUUCUGGAGCCAGAGGAAGAGGACGAUCGCAGAUGUGUUUCGUGGGAGGUUUUUGAGAAGGCACUGAAAGACGCAGGCGAGGCAGAUGAAGAGGGGUGGGUAGAAUGGGAGAGGGAAGUCCUCGACAAACUCGUUGUUGUGGAAGCAGAUGGUUCAAAAUCGUAA